This is a messenger RNA of Ilyonectria robusta, 1077 nucleotides long. RefSeq lists its product as uncharacterized. NCBI's taxonomy places the organism in Eukaryota, Fungi, Ascomycota, Sordariomycetes, Hypocreales, Nectriaceae. The record is from RefSeq and is a predicted model, not a curated record. The transcript is spliced from 2 exons. Bases 340 to 819 code for a protein of 159 amino acids.
CGCUCAAUGGCGGCAAACCUCAGCACCCACCCUUUCCAGCUUCUUCCCACCACGCAAGGCGCAAGGCUUCGGCGGGCGGGCUACGCUGUAGCGAGUCCCAAAUCGACGGGAUCCUGGGAUGGGACCUGCGCCGGCUCGCCUGGACCUGGGGGGCUGACUUAGUAGGGGGACGGCGGCGGCCUCUCCAGCGGCCACGGCGGCCACGGCGGGCUGAGUGUCAAAAGGCUUGUCGAUUCAGGGCAGGGUCGGUUUGGCGUCAGCUUCAGGAUCAGGUAAUAAUUGCUGGCGAGGCAUUGUUGUGCUGGCUGUUUUACACCGACCAACAACACAACAAUACCGAUGGCGAGGGCGAGAGCCAGGGGCUCGGCAGGGCAUGUCAAGACAGGGCCAGCAGCCUGGUCGAGCAAUCGGUCACAGGCAGCGGGCUGGGCCGACACAGAAAAUCCGACAUCUCUGCGAAGUAGUAUUUGUCAACUGUUCUCGCUGCCCGCGAUGCCGGUGGAGGGUACGGAUGCAGCAUUAUUGGCCAGCGCAGCACCUAGAUGGCCGUUGACGUUGACGAACGAGACGGGAACGGGGCGCGCAGCCAAUGUAGCAAAAAGAGUCAAAGAGUCAUCAUCGUGCAGCACGCCCAGGCUGACGGUUCAGGCUGAAUGUAGUGAACACCGGCCGAGAUGCCAUCGCAUUGGCAACCUGGACUGCGCAGGGUUCAAUCCGUUGGUGGAAGCGAGGGCAUCCCCCCCUCUUGGACCUCCCCCCACCUGGUUUAAGCGCCGACGCCUGUCCGCUUUGGAUGCAGCCCCACGGGUUGGAUGCUAGGGGCAUGGAGAGCGAUGGAGAAAGGGCUUCCCCAUCCUCCACCACUUGACGCCCAGCCGGGCUGUGAUUGGGCUGAUGCAAGGCCCGGCGCGUGGGAGGUCGGAAGGGAGGGCCAGGUAACGCGCAGGUGCAGAGCCUGACCUCCCUGGGUGAUGGAGGAUUCACGACGGGGCAAGGGUCCGGGGGCGUGAGAUGAGAGGGAGACGGCGAGCCAGAGACAGACGGACAGACGGACAGACGGACAGAGACAAUGACAAA